This is a messenger RNA of Cyclospora cayetanensis, 819 nucleotides long. RefSeq lists its product as uncharacterized. The transcript has 2 exons. NCBI's taxonomy places the organism in Eukaryota, Apicomplexa, Conoidasida, Eucoccidiorida, Eimeriidae. The record is from RefSeq and is a predicted model, not a curated record. Bases 1 to 819 code for a protein of 272 amino acids. Gene Ontology annotation, cellular component: membrane.
AUGACCGCUGCUUGGACCUUCUACCGUGUGACUGCUGCUCUGGAUUCUCCCUUGUCUGGCUGGCUGCCGUUGUUUCAGCGGAAAGCGUGGCCCCAUCACGGCAUCAAUAGGAUAUGCUCCAUAUUACACAGUACAAUAGUGUUUGUGUGGGGUUGCGGCGUGUUAUACCAGGAGAGGGCGCUAUUCCGUUCAGCUGAUGAUCCCACGUAUUUCGGAGCUUCAAUGACGGUUCUACAGCGACCGUUAUUGCUUUUUUCUCUCUCGUACUUCCUCUACGACACAGUGUAUGUCCUUAUAGAGUGGGAUCCCCCAACCUUUCUGCACCACGUCGCAGGGCUCGGUGCCAUUCUUUUUGCCUUUCAGCGCUCUAUGUCUGGCGCGGAGCUCCUUGCUGGUCUUACUAUAGGCGAGUGCAGCACCCCGAUGCUCCAUUUGCGCUACUUUGCCCGCCACUACGCCACUCUUUUUGCUAAGCAGAAGGCCGCAGAGCAGGGACAGGGGCAGGAGUGCAAUGGAGGGGCCUUUAAGACAUCAAAGGAGCUGCCAGAGGUUCCUGUUCCGCAGGGUAUUUGUGGGGUCUCUUUUGAUCGUCUACAUCGCAUAAUGGAAGUGACGUUUGCAUCAAUCUUUGCCGUAGCGAGGGCCAUCGCCGGUCCUUGCAUUACGCUGAGCCUCGUUCUCAAUCCCAGGACGCCUGUACUGGUGAAGAUAUUCGGUUCUUCUGUGUGCUUUCUGGGCUUCUUCUGGCUGUUUCAAAUUGCAUAUCUUAUAUACUCCAGGGGGACCGCCUGCAGGGGCGCUCACACGAAAGGAGAGUAG